Messenger RNA from Trichoderma atroviride IMI 206040, 926 nucleotides. Lineage: Eukaryota; Fungi; Ascomycota; Sordariomycetes; Hypocreales; Hypocreaceae. The record is from RefSeq and is a predicted model, not a curated record.
CAAAGCAUCCUUUCUUCAUUCGUCUUCAAGCCAGAUAGAAAGUCUAUAAAGGGUUUUUUCGUUUGCAAAUUCCGAACAAGCAAAGCGGCACACAGCGACACAGCAGCCCAUCUAGUCUAUUUACAUCUCACCCCAGUCUCGCCUGCUCAACUCAACAAAGAUGUGCUUCUCAGUGGAACCAAAGGCCAAAUACUACUACCAGGAGGAAAUCAUUCCUGCACGGCCACACCGUGAGUCGUACCGCGACUCGUACCGCGACUCAUACCGUGACUCCGGCGUCGACUACUACCACCAUCACCACCGCCAUUCUGCUUCCCAUCAGUCGCACUCGCCGCGAACAAGCCGCACGGCCGUUGAGCGAUACAGCAGCAGCCCCCGGGUCAGCACAUACAGCCCGCGCAUCAGCUCCAGCAGCACCAGGCGCAGCGUCAUCCCGGCGAGAGUUGUGUACAAGGAGACGACGCAGAGCCGCUACGUGUAAAUACUCAACCAUGCUGGCGACCUAUGAAAGAAGAAGAAAAUUAGAGGGGGAAAGAUAAGACGGAUCGCGCAGAAUUGGAAUCGGUGUUAUCAAGGUUCAGCGUUUUUGGGCUGAGGAUGGGAUAUGGUAUGAUACGAGGUCUUGGAAACAAAGGUCGGGUAGCGGGCGGUUAAUGACGGGAACGAGGCAAGCCACGGCUUCAUGAGACUCUGAUUAUGCGACGACGGCGUUGGAAACAUCAAUCUACUCUUUAUCUGUUUGUUUUUUAUCUGGUUUUUUUUUUUUUUUAUAAAGCGUACAUGUAUAUUUGCUUUGUCUAGAUGAUCUAGAUCGCCCUUUCAGGUGCCAGCCUUUCAAUGAUCCGACUGCAAAUCACUUCCGCUUCUGAGCACAUGCAGCGAACCAGUAGCCACAAUAUUGAACGAAAUGAUGUCGACAUCGUCAU